AAUUGGACGAGAUAUAAGUAAAGUUUGGUUUAAAGCAGAGAAAGUGUGCGAAAAAACUCGAAAAUUAACGUAAAAUAUGGCAGGAAAACUUAAAAUUCGCGGGCGAUCGUGCGAGGGUGACUCAUCGAAUUUGUGUCAUCUUGCCUUACGACGUGGCGUCGCGCGACUGAGAGGAGAUGCACGAGUGCAACGCGAAACAAUGAAAUGAUAACGGUUACUAAAAGGCGGCGGUGGCGGCGAUAGGCGAACAUAAUUAAUUCUGCCCCCAAAAACCUAAACAAAACGUAGGCUCUAAUGCCGUUAAAGACGAAUUCCCUUUCAUAUGCCUUUCUGCGUUCAGUUCGUCAACAAGUUAUUGGAAGAGCAAUGUACUAUGGGAAUUAUUGAGGUAAAGGGCAUGCGCUCUUCAGUAUACGGUUGGGUCUCGGCUGAAAAUGGCGUCUGCAAAGUUUCUCGAGGAAGCUCUGAGUACAGAUGUCGACGAAUCGGCCGUGAGUGCGCUCGUAGGUUCUUUGGAAAAUCAGCUCGUCACGACAACAUCUCCGCAAUCUGGUCAGACAAAUUUAGGAGCGGGGAUUAAUCAGAACCACAUAAACAGUGCAAUAUCAAAUGGCGGGACCGUUCCUUCACAGAAACACGGGACUAUCGCCAAUGGUGACUCUGUGAACGUCGCUACCACCGCGGAGACUACUAAAAUCCUAACAAAUAACGCGCUUCCUGGGACUAUUAUAACCGGCGCCGCUGCGCAAGCGGCCACAGGUGCAGUACAAAAUCAGGCAUCAGUGGGAAACUACAUAAAUCAAACAGUGAACAGUUUAGCUCAGGCCUCAAAGGCAAAUGACGGUGUUAAAAUUGUGCACUCGCAAACGGGACAAGCGAUGACUAAUACCGGGCCAGUUUUAACGAACCGAGUGACUUUUCCCUCACAAUCGGUACCGAACGGAACGAUCAACCUUUCGUCCUUAACGCCCGCACAAACUGUCCUACAGACAUCGACGACCAACGUACAAAACAUACAGGCUAAGCAGCCGACGUUUGUGAUAAAAACCAGUGCGGCGCCGACGGGUACGCCAGGCCUAGUGACCGUACCGAUGACGGCGACAGUGCCACAAGUCAAUAAUGUAGGUAGCCCCCCGACCCAACCUCCUACCACUGUCCUCUCUAAUCUUCAGGUAGUUAACGUAAGAGCGGGCGUCCCCAAUCAACCGCAGAAGGGACAGGCGGCACGCGUAGUGCUGAGCGCACCGCAGAUGGUCGGAGCCCGUCCCGGAGCUCCACAAUUAACGUUACAAUCGUUACACGGACUGCAGCCCGGUCAACAGGGUCAUCUACUUCUCAAAACCGAAAAUGGACAGUACCAGCUGUUGCGAGUCGGACCGGCGCCGGGCGUUACGACCGGACUAACACCCAGCACGGCGGCCGGCGUGACCGCACCGCUCACGUUUCGAAUGCAAACCGUUCCUGCAGGUGCUACGCCUGCGCCGACAACGACACCGGGAGCCGCCGUCACCGGACCGGCGACAACAUCGACGACGACGCCGACGGUCCAAGUGUCCACACCAGUUCAGAGACCGGCGAACGACAAUACCAAAGAAAAGUGCCGCAAGUUCCUAGCCAAUCUGCUCGAGCUGUCGAGUAGAGAGCCGCGAUCGGUUGAGAGAAGUGUACGGACGUUAAUACAGGAGCUGAUCGACAUGCGCGUCGAGCCGGAAGAUUUCUGUGAUCGCCUCGAGAGGCUCCUCAACGCGUCUCCACAACCGUGCCUCAUCGGGUUUCUUAAGAAGAGCUUACCUUUACUGCGACACUCGCUAGCUACUAAAGAACUAUCAAUAGAUGGCAUCCGUCCACCACCGCCGAACGUUGUAUUUUCAAUAGUUAGCGGAACGCCGACCGUGCAGACGCAAAUUAGACCGAUAGUGGCGACGUCGCAGGUACGACUCGUGGCGCCCGGCACGACCGUCGUCCGACCCGGACAAGUCGUACAGCAGCGGCUAGUGACGCCCGUCAGAGGAACCGUUCAGCAAACGACGAGAAUGGUGACGACAAUAAGACAGCCCAACUCGACGACGCCCGUUAUUGUUUCGAGCUCACAGCCUCCCGCUUUGCACCCGGUUUUUCCGAACAAUCAAGUGCGACCGGGCGUGAACGUAGUUAGGCAACCGAUUCCCGUACGAACGGUUGUGCCCGGUCAAAUACGGCCGCCGGCAACCGUACGGACGGCGACGCCCUCGCCCCUACGAACGCCGAUGGCGAAUUUUAAAACGCAAGGAUCUAAACCCAUUGUGCCUUCAUCUAUAUUUUCUAAACCACUUACCAAAGAUAAAGAUAAGAAGUCAUUUUCGUCCGCGUAUACGGGUGACGACGAUAUCAAUGAUGUCGCAGCUAUGGGCGGUGUUAAUUUGGCCGAGGAAACUCAGAGAAUCUUAGGAUCUACUGAAUUCGUAGGUACACAGAUCAGAUCGUGCAAGGAGGAGUUUUUAUUAAACAUGUCCGCGUUGCAACAAAGGAUCAGGACGACGUUAGCGAAGAGGGGUCUCGACGAACCCAGCAACGAGGUCGCCGCCAUUAUAUCGCACUCGGUUCAGGAACGACUAAGAAACCUCAUAGAAAAAUUAGCGAUUAUUACAGGGCACCGUUUAGAGCUGGUCAAGAGCGAUCAACGGUACGAGGUCACGAACGACAUCAAAGGUCAGUUAAAGUUUCUCGAGGACAUCGACAGGGCUGAGAAGAAGAGGCACGAGGAGCUUGAGAGGGAGAUGCUCCUGAGGGCGGCGAAGAGUCGUUCGAAAACUGAAGAUCCGGAGCAGGCCAAACUCAAGGCGAAGGCGAAAGAGAUGCAACGGGUCGAGAUGGAGGAGUUGCGGCAGAGGGAGGCGAACGCGACGGCCCUUCAAGCUAUCGGUCCAAGAAAAAAACCUCGGUUAGAUAAUGACAGUGGUGCUGGCUCAUCGCAGGCGAGUGCUGGUGGUUAUAGUAAUGCGACAAGAGGUCAACUGCCAUUAAGAGCGCGCAUAAAAAAGGCGACAUUAAGGGACUUACAAUUUUUAUUCGAAACAGAAAAAGACUUAUGUAAAAGUAGUAUUUUAUAUAAGUCAUAUCUCAAGUGAUGCACGCUUCUCGUCAGUGUUGUGAUAUUUAGAAACCUUCACAUAAAUAUUUUACGAAUAAGUUCUAAAAUGUACACACCACCGUAUUUUCAGUAUUGUUCUUAAUUAAAACAACAAAAAACGGACAUUAUUCAGGCUCUAUCUGCGUCAUUUACCGCACGAAUGUGAUUUGGGACUUUAAUUUGUUGUCAAUUUUUAAACAAAACGUUUUCAUUUGGUAUGUGCUAGUGACGACUCUCUUAAGUGGCUGAGAAAGUGACAUUUCAAAAAAAAAAUUUAUUAUUUCAGGGUUUGUGGUGCUAUGUUUCCAUUAAAGUUGACGCAGUAGAAGUUCACGGGAUUCAUAUUUUUAGAACUUAUUAGGCUAUCAAAUUUUUUAUUGUAAUAUUGUAGGAAUAUAAAGGUAUAAUGAAGAGAAUUGAGAUCAAAUUAUAAAUAUAAAGUAAAAAAACCGUCGUAAUUUACAAGCGAUUUAGGUUUUUUAAGAGAAACGUUUCAGAUGUAAUUAAUUGUAGAUUUUCUAUGAUAAUGUAUUUUUCUUUAUAAGAAAAUGUUUUAAUGAAAAAUGUUAAUAAUUUGUAAUUAUUUGUAAUAAUUGUUUUUUAACCUAAAAAUAGAUAUAUCAUUUUUGUUAUAAAAUAUUUAAUGUAAUAAAGUAGUAAAUAAUCAUCUUAUUUUUGUUUGUUGUAAUUGAACAUUUUCUUACGUACACCGAAGUUUGAUUUUUUAAGCUAUCUCUUACGUAACACGAUUUUCAGUGUUUAAAAAAUCUCCUUUGGUGAAAUUCUCUGCAAUUAGUCAAGUGAUUAGAUGACGUAAACGUUAGUUCUAGAUUGGUUAUUUCUACUACUUGAAAUUAUUUUUUUUUGUACAUGUUAUUGGCCUUAACCUGUCCGGACAAAAGUACAAAGGGUUUGUUAACUUAGCGAAUUGUUGUUUUUCUAUUAGAAUUAUUUUUGUAUGUUUAUUGGUAAAAUGGCAAAAUUGGUAAAAUUGAUCUCGCAAGGUUGCAAGAAAAAAAAUAAAUGGGCGCCACGAAAGACAUUAAUUUUUAAAAAAACUACCCGAACAAUUUAUUUAGUAACGAACAAUUUUCAAUAACGAUUGUAAAUAUUAGUACCUACAGCUUAUAUGCAAUAAACAUUUGACCAGUUUUA
Photinus pyralis (common eastern firefly) is the source of this 4264-nucleotide messenger RNA. RefSeq names its product transcription initiation factor TFIID subunit 4 (gene Taf4). Gene Ontology annotation, molecular function: protein heterodimerization activity; RNA polymerase II general transcription initiation factor activity; DNA binding. The record is from RefSeq and is a predicted model, not a curated record. NCBI's taxonomy places the organism in Eukaryota, Metazoa, Arthropoda, Insecta, Coleoptera, Lampyridae. The transcript is spliced from 7 exons. Gene Ontology annotation, cellular component: transcription factor TFIID complex. Bases 435 to 3107 code for a protein of 890 amino acids. Gene Ontology annotation, biological process: transcription initiation at RNA polymerase II promoter; DNA-templated transcription.